Molecule: messenger RNA, 2416 nt
Organism: Myotis myotis
Lineage: Eukaryota; Metazoa; Chordata; Mammalia; Chiroptera; Vespertilionidae
Gene: PBX2
Product: PBX homeobox 2
Exons: 9
Coding region: 16-1308 (430 amino acids)
Biological process (GO): embryonic organ development; eye development; neuron development
Cellular component (GO): nucleus
Molecular function (GO): RNA polymerase II cis-regulatory region sequence-specific DNA binding; DNA-binding transcription factor activity, RNA polymerase II-specific
Source: RefSeq, a predicted model, not a curated record
UGGGCCCCCCCCACCAUGGACGAGCGGCUGCUGGGGCCGCCCCCUCCAGGCGGGGGCCGGGGGGGCCUGGGGCUGGUGGGUGCGGAGCCUGGGGGCCCUGGCGAGCCUCCCGGUGGCGGCGACCCCGGUGGGGGUGGCGGGGGGGUCCCGGGAGGCCGAGGGAAGCAAGACAUCGGGGACAUUCUGCAGCAGAUAAUGACCAUCACGGACCAGAGCCUGGACGAGGCCCAGGCCAAGAAACAUGCCCUGAACUGCCACCGAAUGAAGCCAGCGCUCUUCAGCGUCCUGUGUGAGAUCAAGGAGAAGACCGGCCUCAGCAUCCGAAGCUCCCAGGAGGAGGAGCCCGUGGACCCCCAGCUUAUGCGCUUGGACAACAUGCUUCUGGCAGAAGGUGUGGCUGGGCCUGAGAAAGGGGGGGGCUCCGCGGCGGCAGCUGCAGCCGCAGCAGCUUCCGGGGGCGGCGUGUCCCCUGACAACUCCAUCGAACACUCGGACUAUCGCAGCAAGCUCGCCCAGAUCCGCCACAUCUACCACUCCGAGCUGGAGAAGUAUGAGCAGGCAUGCAACGAGUUCACGACCCACGUCAUGAACCUGCUGAGGGAGCAGAGCCGCACGCGGCCCGUGGCGCCCAAGGAGAUGGAGCGCAUGGUGAGCAUCAUCCACCGGAAGUUCAGCGCCAUCCAGAUGCAGCUCAAGCAGAGCACCUGCGAGGCCGUCAUGAUCCUGCGCUCCCGGUUCCUGGAUGCCAGACGGAAACGCCGCAACUUCAGCAAACAGGCCACCGAGGUCCUAAAUGAGUAUUUCUAUUCCCACCUGAGUAACCCGUAUCCCAGUGAGGAGGCUAAGGAGGAGCUCGCCAAGAAGUGUGGCAUCACCGUCUCUCAGGUCUCCAACUGGUUUGGCAACAAGCGGAUUCGCUAUAAGAAAAACAUCGGAAAGUUUCAAGAGGAGGCAAACAUCUAUGCCGUCAAGACCGCCGUGUCUGUCACCCAGGGGGGCCACAGCCGCACCAGCUCCCCGACACCCCCUUCCUCCGCAGGCUCUGGCGGAUCUUUCAACCUCUCAGGAUCCGGAGACAUGUUUCUGGGGAUGCCCGGGCUCAACGGAGACUCCUACCCUGCCUCCCAGGUGGAAUCACUCCGACACGCGAUGGGCCCCGGGGGCUACGGAGAUAGCCUCGGGGGAGGCCAGAUGUACAGCCCCCGGGAAAUGAGGGCGAACGGCGGCUGGCAGGAGGCUGUGACCCCGUCCUCAGUGACGUCCCCAACAGAGGGGCCAGGGAGCGUUCAUUCCGACACUUCCAACUGAUCUCACCCCUCGGCCACAGGGUGGGGGCUCAGAGGUGACUCUUGACGAGAGGACAAAGGCAUCCAGAGGACAAGCCCCAGACACAGGAGAAGCACAAGAGAAGGGCAAAUGGGGUCGCCCUACCCCAGCCGACUCAGUGCUGGGGUUGCUGAGUACAUGGCAAGGAGAAGGGGGUCCCCUAAGGGGAAGGUGGGGUCUGUCUCCCCUUUUUUCCCUUCUUUUCAAGCUUUUUCUCUCCCCAUUUCUCACACAGAAACACACCCAGAAUCCUAUCUUUCAGGUCCUCUCUCAUAGACACAUACACGACUAUUCUGUUUCUCUUCCUCUUUCUCUUUUUUUCUCUCUCUCUCUGGGUUCACCCAUUCUUCCUCCCCCACCCCUUAUCUGCUCUGGGAUCUGUGGAGACGCCAGCCUUGCCCUACCUACCAGAGAUGCCAAAAAUGGGGACACAACUUCUGGACAGAUGACCUGGCCACACCCCAGGCCUCCCCCCUCCCCCUCCAGACGGCUUUAUUACCUCAUAUGCAGCUCAUCUUAAACCAAUAGAAUUGCUCGGUGAACGAGAGUGUCUGACUCAGAUAUCUACCUCGAGGGAGUUUCUGCUACUUUAGGGAAUUGGGAAUUGUUAACUGGGUGUGGGGUUUGAACCUUCUUUUUUAGGGAAGAAAAAAUCCCUGGGAUCCAUCUGUAUUUUGGGGGUGUUUUGUUGUUGGUUCUUCAUUUUUAAUUGAGUUUGGGGAAGUAGAUGUUUUUAUAUGUUGAUUUCUUUUUAUCUUAAUUACUGGCUUUCCCAUAUUAGGGGUGAUAGUGAAAGGGGUUAUGAUAAGAGAAAGGGGAGCCAGCAGAAGGCCCGGCUGGCUCCUGUCCACGGAAGUCAUGGAGCAGGGCGCCACGCCCGCCCCCCAGAUCACUUAGGUCCCCUCCUCUGUUUUAAAACCCCAGGAGUUCUCUGCUGCUGAGGCAGCUCCUGCUGCCCGUGGUGGGGAGGCAGCUGGGCGCUUGCGUGGUGGCCUGUUCUCCCUCCUCGCUCAACCCUUGGGCAGGGCUGGGCACAGUCACUUGGAGGCAGUGCCACCUUCCCCUGUGACAUGUCUUUUUUUUUUUUUAA